Molecule: messenger RNA, 858 nt
Organism: Zygotorulaspora mrakii
Lineage: Eukaryota; Fungi; Ascomycota; Saccharomycetes; Saccharomycetales; Saccharomycetaceae
Gene: NIT3
Product: putative hydrolase
Exons: 1
Coding region: 1-858 (285 amino acids)
Biological process (GO): oxaloacetate metabolic process; L-glutamine metabolic process
Cellular component (GO): mitochondrion
Molecular function (GO): omega-amidase activity
Source: RefSeq, a predicted model, not a curated record
AUGUCCAAGAUACUAUCUCAAAAAAUUAAAGUGGCACUAAUCCAAUUGGCAUGCGGGAAGCCAGACAAAUCGGCAAACCUGCAAAGAGCUGGAACCUUAAUUGAAAAAGCUGUAAAGGACGAACCAGACACUAAAUUGGUGGUUCUGCCUGAAUGUUUUAAUGCACCAUAUGCUACUGAUAAGUUUAGACCAUACGCAGAAGUAAUAGAACCAGAGUCUAUUUCCGUUAAAUACCUCUCCAACAUUGCCAGCAAGCAUAAGAUUAUCCUAGUCGGAGGUUCAAUUCCAGAACUAGACCCAAAGACAGAUAAAGUAUAUAAUACUUCAGUUGUUUUCAACGAAAAAGGUGAGAUCAUCGGGAAGCAUAGAAAGGCCCACUUGUUUGACAUUGAUAUUCCAAAUGGAAUUACAUUCAAGGAGAGCUUAUCAUUAACUGGUGGUGACGAAGCAACUACAUUGGAUACCACAUAUGGUAAAAUCGGUGUUGGUAUUUGCUACGACAUGAGAUUUCCAGAAUUGGCAAUGAUUAGUGCUAGAAAGGGUGCCUUUGCAAUGAUAUAUCCUGCAGCCUUUAACACUGUCACAGGUCCGAUGCACUGGAAAUUGCUUGCCCGCGCUAGGUCGAUUGAUAACCAAAUAUACACUAUUUUGGUCUCACCAGCCCGUAAUAUGAACAGUGAUUAUCAUGCAUACGGGCAUUCGAUGGUAGUCAACCCUCGUGGCGAUGUCAUUGUUGAAGCAGGCGAAGGUGAAGAGAUUGUGUACGCAGAUUUGGAACCUGAGGCCAUCGAACAAUUUAGAAUGGGCAUUCCAAUCACGACACAGAGAAGAUUCGAUAUAUAUAAAAAUGUUGCGUAG